GUGUUCUCAUCCAAUACCAAGGAAUCAAAACAGGCCAUGUCUCAAUACAUUGGAAAGACAAUUUCUUUGAUUUCCAACAAGGGACUUCGUUAUGUUGGGCUUUUGGACAACAUUAAUGCCGAAGAGGCCACCGUUGCCCUUAACUCAGUCAGAUUAUUAGGAACUGAAGGUCGUAUGGCUGCCAAUGGUACUCCCAACUUAGAAGUUCCACCAGGAAACGACAUUUACGAGUAUGUUGUAUUCAGAGGGUCCGACGUUAAGGAUUUAUCGGUGUUGGAUACUCCGAUUGAUCAAGUCAAGCCAGUGCCUUAUUCAGCAUCAUCUGGUACUUCGGGAUACUAUGCUCCACAACAAAUGCCCCAAACCGCUGCUCCGGCUAGCGCUCCUGCUCCAUCAGGUGUAGAAGCUGCCCCAGCUACAACCACUGCAACUGAAGAAGUCGCUGAGUCUCCUGCUGCUGUUCCAGCUUCUGUCCCACACCAACCAGUUGAAACUGGGGCUCCACAACACCAAUCUCCAGAACCUACAAAAACCAUUGCUGAAAGGGCAACCCCAACCACCACCGAAGAAUCUCCUGCUGAUCCAGAACCAAGAUCUUCACCACAACCAACUUCCGCCAAGCCAAAGCCAGUUCAUCGUAAACCCCAUCACAAGGGUCCCGAUAUCCCAACUGAAGAAUUUGAUUUCGAAUCAGCCAACGCUAAAUUCUCCAAAGAAUUGGAGCAAGAACGCGAAUUGGAACAUACCGGAUACAACAAGAAGUCUUCAUUCUUUGACAACAUCUCUUCCCUGACUGAAGAAAGAUCCAGCAUGAGAUGGGCCGAGGAAAAGACUUUGAAUCUUGAUACUUUUGGUGAAGCUUCUUUACAAAGGGGUCGUGGAAGAGGCCGUGGUAGAGGUUGGAGAGGUGGAUUCAGAGGUGGUAGAGGAAGAGGCGGUAGAGGCAGAGGUGGUCAUUGGAGAGGAGGCAAGAGUGAGAAUAACGAAGGUUCUGAUUAUCAUACCAAGCCUGAAUGGGCAUGAAAUUAAAUAAUGCAUAUAAACAAAAAGUAGUUGUAAAGUAAUAUAAAGAUUAUUGAAUAAAUAUAAUAAUUUAUAAACCUAUAUCCUAGCUACUCCACCUAUGAAUAUCUUCUUUUCCCGCUCUUCAUCUUCAUUAGCAAGUUUCAAAAAUCUUCCAUAUUCUUGAGUAAGUGAAUUUAAAGGACUGAAGAAGUGAUUAAUGGUAAGCAUUCGAAUAAAUCUACCCACUUUAGUAAACACAUUCUUACUAGGUUGAUAUUCAUGACAUCUAAUCAAAUCAUUUUCGAAAAUAUGCAUCAUUGGAUAACUAGUCAAUUGAUCUUCGUUUAAUACACUUAUGGCUGGGAUGUUGUUCAUGAUAUGAGACACCAACUUUUUAUCCACUUUGAUGUCUUCCAUGUAUCCAAAUCUGAGUACACAUUUGUAAUGCCCUGGUAGUUUCAUGGGUGCCAUCAAUACUCGUUCUUCUUCAGGGACAUAAGGAAUACUCAAUACUCGAAUCCCACAAAAGACAAAGUUGGAAGGAAUAGAAACAAAUGUUGACACCAAUUUAGCGUAUAGUUGAGGUAACGUGUUUGGAGAAUUGGUCAAGAGGGAAUCAACAUACAUGAUCCCCAAUCCUUCAUGUUUGACCAAGGUUAAGUUACCGAAUCGGGUAUUGACAUCAGUUUUCCCAACCUGUUUAAUGUCUUCAUGACUGACAUUCUUGUUGUUAAGAUCAAGAGUAGUCACUUUAGGACCAUUGAAAUAAGGAUACAAAUCCC
Messenger RNA from Spathaspora passalidarum NRRL Y-27907, 1787 nucleotides. RefSeq lists its product as uncharacterized. Gene Ontology annotation, biological process: cytoplasmic stress granule assembly; P-body assembly. Gene Ontology annotation, cellular component: P-body. The transcript has a single exon. Gene Ontology annotation, molecular function: mRNA binding. The record is from RefSeq and is a predicted model, not a curated record. Bases 37 to 1023 code for a protein of 328 amino acids. Lineage: Eukaryota; Fungi; Ascomycota; Pichiomycetes; Serinales; Debaryomycetaceae.